Molecule: messenger RNA, 1325 nt
Organism: Triplophysa rosa
Lineage: Eukaryota; Metazoa; Chordata; Actinopteri; Cypriniformes; Nemacheilidae
Product: transcription factor HES-5-like
Exons: 2
Coding region: 42-527 (161 amino acids)
Biological process (GO): anterior/posterior pattern specification; regulation of transcription by RNA polymerase II; regulation of neurogenesis
Cellular component (GO): nucleus
Molecular function (GO): RNA polymerase II cis-regulatory region sequence-specific DNA binding; protein dimerization activity; DNA-binding transcription factor activity, RNA polymerase II-specific
Source: RefSeq, a predicted model, not a curated record
GAUCUGAUACUGAUGGAGAACUGAAGAGAACAAACACAGUCAUGGCACCUACAGUCAGUGCAGCGAGGAUCAACACUGCUGGACAAAUUUCACUCACAAAUAAGCCGAGAAAGCCAAUAGUGGAGAAGAUCCGCAGAGAACGUAUCAACAGCAGCAUCGAGAAGCUCAAGUCUCUUCUGAGUGAAGAGUUCCUGAAGCAACAGCCCGACUCCAGACAGGAGAAAGCUGAAAUCCUGGAGAUGACGGUUGAUUUCUUGAGACGACAGCAGCAGAAGUCACACAAUCUGUCCACCUGCUCUCCGGCAGCUAGUGAGGGUUCCUCCAGAUGUGUACAGGAGAGCGUCAACUUUCUGUCUCAGUGUCAAGUGCAGACUCAGUCCCACAGAAGACUGCUGAAGCUCUUCCUCAACAUGCAGCCGUCCACAGAGAAGAACACACGUGUCCCGACUCAACUCAAUUCACCAGCCUGUCAGACCAACAACACAGAGAAAACUCCAGCCUGCUGUCAACUCUGGAGACCCUGGUAGAGCCACAAGGAAACUUUAAGGUUUAUCAAACAGAAUUCAAGAUGUCACUCUGAGAUUGACAUGUGCUGUAAUUCUAAUGUAGGAAUUUAUUUCCACCUCUGCUACAUUGGCAGAAUGUUUACAUACUUUCUGAGAAAGUAUGCUUUAUUCAAACCGUGUAUGAACAUUUGUAAAAAUGUUCAAAAUCAUUUGCCAUGUGAAAUGAUUUUUACCUUCAUGGAAAAUAUGGAUACAGUGUUUGGUCAUAGAAAAGUUACAGUCUGAUUUAGACAUUUGAGCUUUAUCAAGCUUUUCACCCAUAUUGGGUUUAAACUGCUUUUAUUUAUUGAAAGCAUUUGGUUUAUAUUUCUAUUGUUUGAAAUGCAUGCUAUUCUCACAUUAUAGGUGAUAUGUUUCUUUUUUUGAAAGAUGUUAAAUUGUGCAUAAAAUGUACAAACGUCGCUUUUAAUGAUUUCAUGUGUUAACAUGAAUUGGCUUUUUCCCCUUUAGAGGGCAGUAAUGUAAAAUCAUCACUUGUAGUGAUUUGGAUUUUUCUUUAAAUGGAAUCAGAUUUACCUUUAGUGAAGGUGCAUUGUAUAUUAAAUGUCUGAGACAUUUUUUUAUUUUUUCCAGUUUAAUAGUUUAAUAAUGCAAAUAUAAUUACAUGAAUUCUUCAUGGUUGUGAAAACAUGUAUUUACAUGUGUGGAGUAAGUCACUGUUACUAAUAUUGCUCUUGAAUGUUUGCUGAGCAAAUAUGUUAAUUUAUGUCACUCAUAUGUGAAGAACAGCAAUCAAAGUACUAUGACUAAUUAAAUUGU